AACCAUCAGACUGAAGAAGGUGCAGAGCUGGGUGGUGCCUCUAAAUCCCACUAAAGCUAGCAGCGCCAGAAUCCCCCAACAGAAGCAUCAUUUCUCAGUCAACACUCCUCACAAUGGCACCAUUCAGGGUCAAACCGCAGCCUGUCAUCAUAGGAGCCUGGCUCUUCUUUUGUAUUGGCCAGCGUCUGUUGUGUCAGUCCCAUCUGGACCCAGAGACCACCGAUGAUGGAUAGCGAGAGGAUGAGUUUCCUGCUUUAGUUUCUCUGACUCAGGUGGAUUUGGGACUUUUCCUCCACAGUUAUCUCUAAGGUUUCUUUAGCGUCAAACCAGAUCUUCUAAAAUAACCAGAGCUGAGUACCCGACCACGAGGUGGCUCAGGAGGCGACUUCAGAGGAUUUCUCGAUCCAAACCCAAUGGAAGCCACCAGCACUCUCUGGAUGUGUCUGCUGCUCAACCAGCUCCUGUUAGGUCCUGCUGAAGCAGACCCAUUACUUUCCAUCACCCAGACGUAUUCAGCUAACACACAAGAGCACAGUGGCAGCCUGAUGUAUUCAGUGGAGCCCUAUGUAGUCACCACAGACCACCAGAGCUUUGAUAACGACUCUGACUCCACUCGAGGCGACUGUCUGAUUGACACAGAAAUGGGUUUGAUUGCAAUAGGUUCUGCAGGAGGACUGAUUUUCUGUUUGCUGGUUGCCACCAUUGUACUAGCAUGCCAGGUGUUCCAACUCCAGCGCCGGGUGUACGUCCCUCGAACCUCACGGUCGAACUUGGACUUGGUCAGUAGCACACACUACUGGGGCCCUGACCAAACAGAGGUUGGAGGACUGGUUGGCCCGUGUGACACCAAUGUUAUGCUUGAAGAGGUUAAAGUAGAAAGCAAGAUGAAAGAAGAGAGACGGGCUGAAAAAGAGGAGGCAACAGGAGAAGUUGGAAGAGGUCUUGAAGGGAUAACAGGAAUGUGUUUUGAUCAUGAAGAUAAGGACUCUCAGAUCCAGAGCUCCAGCUCCAGGGAUUUAGAAGACAUGCCCCUUGUUGUCUAAGGUGGUAGAGCCACGUGCAAGCCCAGGUCUAGACACGAGCACGUCUAUGACCCACUAACCCAGGAAGACUCACUCUGACUGCUUUCUAAGUUUAUGCUGUUAUGAACGUGACAGAUUAAGGAACUGUGUUAGGUUUAUUAUGCUAAAAAUGUGUGCUUGCCUUCAUAGAUAUAACAAACUUGUUUUAUCAUUAAUGUAGAUAUAAACAAAAUAUACUUAUUUCCACUAACACUGAAUGUUUUUCUCACCCUUUUUUACUUUAUUUAAAUGUUUGUUUCAACCGAGGUUUUAUGUCUAAUUGGUUUAUUUUAUUUUUGUGUUAAAAGACACAUUUUGUUGAUUUAUGUAUUUGGUAAUAAUUAUGGUUUCAGGCUGUGUUCAUCAGCUGAAGUUUUCGUUGCUAUGGGGACUGUGGGUGGAAAUUCAGCAGUGCUCUGAAGAAAACACGUUUCCUGUUUUGAGUUGCGUGUUACAUGUGGUAUACUGUUCCCACUUGAUAAAUAAACAGAAGGCUAAACUAACAUGGUUUCUAUUUAUUUUUACUAAAGUACAACAUUUUCUAAAGAGCAAUGAUGGAAGUUGUGAUGAAGCACAGUUUAGCGUAGAAAAAAGUGGUUGUUGCUUCCUUUCAGACAUUUACUGAUCUUUGUUAACUGGCCAAAAGGUAAAUGAGUCACACAGACAAAGGCCAGCAAAUUUCUCACUCACCCACAUAAUCACUGCAAUGUCAAAUCAAAGGUUUACAGAAUACCACACCAUACAAAAUGUAUUUCUAAAGCAAGUUAAAAACACAGCAUGACAGCUGAUUGAAGUACUACACAAUAAAAGCAGGCGUAUGAUACAGGAAAUAAAUCCAAUGUAACAAUGAUGAAACACAUAGUAAAAUUAAACAAUCACUGGCCAAAUGCCAAGUCAUAAAAGUGGGUCUUUAGUAGUGACUUGAAGCAAAUGAAGGACUGCGCCUGCAUCAAAUUGCAGAACUUUUUUUCUCCACAAAGUCCAGGACAUCAGGGAUAGUCUCUUACACAUGUGGACCCGCUAACCAUGCUGAGCCACUCGACCCCCUAAACUUGAUCUCGCUUUGCUUCUGUCUCUCUCAACGACCCUGAUAAUCUCAUCAGGUCAAUGAAAUUGGCCGGUUCUUCUUGGCAUGUGAUAUCCUUCAUAUCUUGAUCUCCGCCAUUCUGAAUAUUUUCAAUACUAGUCUUAACUACCGGAGUGUGUCCUGCAGCCUUCAAUAAAGCUGGCGUCUAGCCGAUUUUGAAGGAACAUGGACUUGACCCCUCGGAAAUUUCCUAAAUUUUGCCCAAUAUCUAAAUUGUCCAUUCUUUUUCUCUACCCACAUCGACACCAACUUAUUACUUGAUGUGUUCCAAUCUGGUUUUAGACCCUACCACAGCACUGAAAUAG
This is a messenger RNA of Nothobranchius furzeri (turquoise killifish), 2453 nucleotides long. RefSeq lists its product as uncharacterized. The record is from RefSeq and is a predicted model, not a curated record. NCBI's taxonomy places the organism in Eukaryota, Metazoa, Chordata, Actinopteri, Cyprinodontiformes, Nothobranchiidae.